CUUAGUAAAUUCUCAACAUUUUUCUCGGAAAUUUCACACUCUUUUUAAUCUUUUAAUUAUGGGAUUUCUUGACACCAUGCGAUCCUCGAGUUAUUAUUAUUCAUCGUCUUACAACAACAUACAAAGCUUGGAAGUAAAACCGAUGCUUCCGCUCGAAUUAAAUGUAUCCAUCGUCUUCUUCUUCAACAGCUCCCCAAAAGUUCGAUGUAUUUCUGAGUUUCAGAGGCAAGGACACGCGCAGGACCUUCAUCAGCUUUCUUUACAGAGAACUCAUCCGAAUGAGUAUUCGAACUUUCAAAGACGACGUCGAACUCAAGAGCGGCCGUAGGAUUUCUUCAGAUCUCCUCACCGCAAUCGAAAACUCCAAAAUCGCCGUCGUGAUUGUCUCAAAGAAUUACCCUGCGUCUCCAUGGUGUCUCCGAGAGCUAGCCAUGAUCAUGGAUGUUGAGAAAAAGGGUUCGCUCAUCGUUAUGCCUAUCUUUUAUAACGUCGAGCCUGCUCAUGUGAGGAGACAAGUCGAAAAAGUAGCUCUACAGUUUAGGAAACAUGAAGAUAGAGAAAAUCACGAGACUGUUGUGUCAUGGAGACAAGCACUGACCAAUUUGGCAAGUAUCUCCGGUCAUUGUUCUCGUGACUGGGAAGAUGAUUCGAAGCUACUCGACGAGAUUACCAAGAGAAUUUCUGACAUGUUGUUAUGCUCUGCAACACCAGCAAGUGAUGGGAACAGUAACGAAUUUGGAUUUGGUGCACACAUGCAAGAAUUGUAUCCAUUGUUGGAUUUGGAUUCUAAUGUAGGUGUGAGAGUGAUUGGAAUUUGGGCAAGAGGAGGUAAUGGAAGAUCAGCUCUAGCUAGAUACGUCUAUCAGAAGAUCUUUAAGCAAUUCCAAAGCCAGUGUUUUCUUGAAAACGUCAAAGAGAUUCCUCGUGAUUGUCAAAUGUCGAAUCUAAAAGACGAGUUUCUGAUCAGGAUUCAAGGAGGGUACUCGAAGAUGAAGACCUCAGGGUUGAUAAAAAAAAGGCUCAUGAGUCAGAAAGUUCUGCUUGUGGCUAACAACGUGGAUAAACUCGAACAGCUAGAUGCUCUUGCGGAAGAUUUUAACUGUUUUGGUCCAGGUAGCCUAGUGAUCAUAACUACACAAGACAAACAACUUCUUGUUGCGUUUGGGGUUAAAAUUGUGUAUGAAGUUGAGUGCUUAAGGUGCUUUGAAGUUCGUCAACUGUUUCGUCAAAUCGGCUUUAGAGAGAGAGAUCUUUAUGAUGCUGGUUCCGAGUUUUCUGAAUCUUCUUGAAUGGUAGGUAACUUGGUCCUAGAGAAAUGGUUAGGUUCCUCUGCAUAAUUCCUAGAACGACUAUUAUAUAGGUAAGUUUUAUUAUACCUAAGACUUAUGUAGAUUUGGCUUAGGAUUAGGAAUAUUGUUUAUCUAUUUUCCGGUGUGCAAAAGAAGUAAUUCCACUGUUGAUCCAAUGUCAAUGCAUGUACAAAGCCACGAAAAGCUCUGUUUUUGUCUUUGAGCUUCUCUGUUUUGAAAUAACAAAUUACAGUAUAGGGUCCUCUCUCUCUCUCUCUUUCUUUGUCUCCCUGUUUAAUUUUCUCUAUGUUUGUAUAUGUAAUUUAAAGAUUUCUAUUGACCAUCAAAGUAUUAAGGAAAGAGUAUCAUCAUAUCACCUAUGAUUACUCAAAUCCCAUAUAUUACUUUAAUAUACAUUAAUUAUAUUAUUCUAUGUAAUCCCUUUAAUUAUAUCAUUUGAUUAUGGUUUGUGCUUAUAUAUAAGUUGUAUCAUUCUAUUUGAUAAUAGUACACAACAAUAUAAUACAAUUAUAUUCUCUCUA
Camelina sativa (false flax) is the source of this 1831-nucleotide messenger RNA. RefSeq names its product disease resistance protein Roq1. NCBI's taxonomy places the organism in Eukaryota, Viridiplantae, Streptophyta, Magnoliopsida, Brassicales, Brassicaceae. Gene Ontology annotation, biological process: defense response; signal transduction. The record is from RefSeq and is a predicted model, not a curated record. Gene Ontology annotation, molecular function: ADP binding.